AUGGGCAAGAUCACUUUUUACGAGGACAGAAAUUUCCAGGGUCGCUCGUACGAGUGCAACGGCGAAUGUCCCGAUCUGCACUCACACUUCAAUCGCUGCAACUCCAUCAGAGUGGAAAGCGGGGAAUGGAUGGUGUACGAGAAACCCGACUUUUCUGGUUACCAAUACUUCCUGAGGAGAGGUGACUAUCCGGACUACCAACGCUGGAUGGGAUUUAAUGACUGCGUGAGAUCCUGCCGCGUGAUUCCGAAGCUUCAAGGUUCUCACAGACUGGUCAUCUACGAGCGCCCUGAGUUCAAAGGUCAAGCCAUGGAGCUGACGGACGAUUGCCCUUCAUUGUACGAUCGCUUCCGUCGUGAUGAAAUCCACUCUUGCCACGAUAUUGAAAGCCACUGGAUCCUCUAUGAGCAUCCCCACUACAGGGGGCGCCAAUAUCUGGUGCGUCCUGGGAAAUACGGACGCUUUCAGGAAUGGGGGAGUCCUAGUCCGAGGGUGGGUUCCAUUAAAAGAAUUAGCCUGUAG
This is a messenger RNA of Nerophis lumbriciformis (worm pipefish), 522 nucleotides long. Lineage: Eukaryota; Metazoa; Chordata; Actinopteri; Syngnathiformes; Syngnathidae. The record is from RefSeq and is a predicted model, not a curated record.